UUUUCAACUUGUCGUUUCUAAUUUUAUUCUAUUAAAUUCAAUUCGUUUCUUCUUUUUCUUUGUGCGCUUACCAAUAUGUCUCUGGUCACAAAACUGCGCGCCUCCAAAGGCCUGUGUCGCAUUGCCACCUUUGCCACCAACAACAUCACCAACAGCAUCAACACUAUCAACAGCACCAGGAUCCUCCUUUUCUCACAUCGCCACAGCAGCGCCUACUCUACAAACACUGAUCCAGUUGAGGUCCGCCGCACUCAAAUGCAGCAGCCGAAGCACCAAAUGCCAUCCACAUCCAAAGACUCCAAUUCUCGCCUCUCGGUUGCCUCAGACAUCAGCCCAACGCCCACAUGCAUCGUCCGGCUAUCCAACCUGCCGCCCGGCACCACCCCCGCCGAUAUCCACUGCACCAUUGCCACGCGCCUAUACUCUGCCAAAAUAAAAGCUAUUUACUUUGAGUAUGACUUUAAUUUGCGGCCACUGCGCUCCUGCCGCAUAACUUUUUUCAGCGAAUCGGACGCUGCAGAGUUUGUUCUUCGCGCUAACAAAAUGGUAUACUCCGCGCACACUAUCCGUGCUAGUUUUGUUAUUAGGAGGUAUGUGCCUAAUGCUACUAGGGAUAAGUACCUGGGUAGUGCACUGGGCAGACUUGUGCUUCUCUAUGGAUACCCGCCUCAUAUGCAUCAUCAUCAGAUUAGGGACUACUUUAGCGACUAUGAUCUGGUCGAGACAAAUAUUCCGGCUGUCCAGUCUGCGCCACAGAUUGGGCAAACUUUCUUGUCGCGCCGUGGCGCAUUUAUUCUGCAGUUUGCUACGCCCUCUGAGGCACGUCGUUUUAUCCGUGACGUUCACUUGACAGAGUACUCGCCACGCAGAGAAAAUACUGGCCCUGAGCAAACGCCAUCAAGCGCACAACAGCCAGCCGACGAGUCAUCCCACGGCAGUGUGACUAUUAAGGCCAUACUUUUCAACUAGAAUGUGAAUAACCAAA
This is a messenger RNA of Kickxella alabastrina, 985 nucleotides long. RefSeq lists its product as uncharacterized. The coding region runs from base 76 to 969 and encodes 297 amino acids. The record is from RefSeq and is a predicted model, not a curated record. The transcript has a single exon. NCBI's taxonomy places the organism in Eukaryota, Fungi, Kickxellomycota, Kickxellomycetes, Kickxellales, Kickxellaceae. Gene Ontology annotation, molecular function: nucleic acid binding.